UAACAAUUUAUUAUAUGUCUGCAUUUGGAGAUAUAUGACAACCGAAUGCAUUACCAGAUCUGCUUAUAUUGCAACUGCUAGAUAAUGGCGUUUUAUGUGUACACCUUCGCAGCCGCCAUAGUUCUUCUGGUGACGGUGGAGGCGCAGUUUAACCUGAAAUUCCCAGAUUGUAAAGCGCUGGCGGAGGCCACAGCGACAUCGGGUGAGCGUUGUUCUACGUCGCGGCUGUGGUCGAGGUGUACAGAAGUGGAUGCCGUAUUGGAAUGCACGCCAGAAUGUCCGCCAAACGUCUUCAAGGAAUGUCACGACGGCGGUAGAACAGGGAUGUAUUUGGUUACUGUGCACACUCGGGCUAACUGCAAAUGUAUCUUGAAUGGAAAUGAAAUCCUGGUACCGGGAUUUAGGACCCCGUAUGGGGGCAGACCGCCGAGGAUGUGCAAUCCAGCGAAUUGCAACUGUCCACCCGACGCUACGAUUGUACAGGAAAUCCUGUGUCCUUUCAUAGGCAUGAACAAGACUGUAUAGACUACAGCCGCUAUAUGCCCGUGGCUGGAGCGGCAUCUGGGCACUGGCGGACUGCUUUUGUGGAGAAAACUUAAAUAAACAAUAAAUAACAACAGUAUAACUUGUAAUAAUAUAGUAAUAAAGUAUACAUAUCAAUCCUAACAGACGUAAACAACCCAUAAGAAUUAUAGCAAAUUAUAAAAUAAGGUUAUAUUGUCGAGUCUUAUUAUAUUCUCCAUGUAGUUUAUUACUUGAAACUUUUCACACACAAAAAUUCUUUCGUCAUUAUUCAGUUGAGUCACGUACUCAUGGCCCCAGGGUCUUUGUACAGGCUAGUCACCUAAUAGGGCUGCUCUCACAUUUGUGUUUCAAAACAUAACUAGCUAUAGGUUUGUCACGUUGAUUGUGUUUAUGAAUGGUAGACAUGCGAAUAUUUGUACUGAAUGAAUAUUAUUACUAAAAAAUAAAUGGUUUGAUUAUGAUGAAAAUCUUGAUAUAAAUGUGCGAUUUCUGUAUAUAUAAAUUCGUUUACCGGAUACUUAUAGACAGCGAGCAAUUGUAGUUAUUCUGGGCAUGUUGUGAUUGAAUAAGCUAGUGUUUCCAACGAAACUUCAUACCAAGCAAGUGCAUAUAUGAACAAAUGCACAUUGAAGGAUUACCUGCUUGUAUACUAAUUACACACCUGCUUGUACACUUAUAAACUAGGGAACGAUAUCGAUAGAUACCUACAUAUGCUAAUUGGUUAAAAGUCGGAAAUAAAAUGCAUAUCA
Molecule: messenger RNA, 1274 nt
Organism: Priapulus caudatus
Lineage: Eukaryota; Metazoa; Priapulida; Priapulimorpha; Priapulimorphida; Priapulidae
Exons: 3
Coding region: 85-525 (146 amino acids)
Source: RefSeq, a predicted model, not a curated record